Messenger RNA from Ilex paraguariensis (yerba mate), 1845 nucleotides. The record is from the annotation of a GenBank genome assembly. NCBI's taxonomy places the organism in Eukaryota, Viridiplantae, Streptophyta, Magnoliopsida, Aquifoliales, Aquifoliaceae.
AAAAGCAUCUGAAUGGGUUUAAUAACAGAUCCACGACUGACCCAAAAAAAACAGAUCCACGCGGUCUCGUUCCUUCCUUCAACUUCGGUCUUGCAGAUUAGGAGACUUUUUAUGGGUGUGGUGUGACUAGGAGCUUCGGCUAGGGAGGGUGGGAGUUAGAGAGAGAUAAAGAGCUGGGUCGUCUUUUUUGGUUGCUGGGUGAGUUUUGCUUGGCUCUAGCUCCCAUCUAUCUCUUUUUAAGGUUUUUUCUGUAUGAGUGUGGAUUGAGACAUGGAUGUCAGAUAUUUUCUUGGUUGGAUCUGUUUUUUUUUUCUCUAUCAUUUUGUUUGUAUAACUAUGUUUUGUAUCUUGACUUUUGUUUUAUUUCGUCAUAUAAUGAAUGCUGUGGUGGUUGCUGGAGUAUUUUCUGUAUGAGAUAAUGUGGUUGACUUUUUAUCAUUCUCAAGCUUCUAGGGUUUUGGUUGCUGUUCUUCAAUGUUCUUGGUUGUUAAAAGUGUUUAAAAGAUUAUACUGAAGGAGGAAGUGUAUGGUGUGGAUAAACUGCCCCAUGUCUUGUUUUUUUUCCUUUGCAAACGAUAAUUAAAUGGCAUGCUGAAAGAGUGUAUGUAACAACAAAAAGACCAAUACCUAGGAAAUACGAAAACAAAACAAGAAAAAUUCAAAGAACUAUCUUCAGUAAUGCAAACUUAACUCAAUUCAGUAAAAUCUUGUCCGAUCUUAUAUUGGCUUCUCAUACGAUGGACUGUUUCCUACUAAAUUUUCACUUAAAUAAUACCUUUAUUAUCUCCUACGAUUUUUGAAGGUGUGAAACGGUACAGAAAUCAAAUGGCCAUCACUAUCUGUUUAGGCUGGUUCUAUGUGCACUGUAUCAUAGAGUGAGAUAGAUUGAGAUGCUAAUUGGGCUUACAUACUUAUACACAUUAGGCUUCACAUUUUAACUAUGUCACUUAGAUCUGCUAAGAAGGUCAACUAUCAUUGUCAAAUAUCACUAUUAUUAAGAAACCUUCUGGGAAUCACUAUUAUUAUUACAGUCAUAAGUCCCCUUCCAUCCAACUUAACAAUUUCUUGUGUGGUGUUGGGACUGCAGAAUAUAUAGGGCAAGGGCUCUGGAGUGUGGAUUCCAAAUAAAGGCUUAGAAAUUUGCUGAUUGACCGAAGUAAUGGAGGUACUUGGCAAGUCUAUGGUAGGCAUAACGAUGCCUGCUAACGUUAUUUAUCUGUCAAGUAUUCUGGGCCAAGAUGGGCCAAACCCUGUUCACAAAUGCGAUUGGAAAUGUGAAAUCGAACAUGUGUGUGGGAAUGUGUACCGCUGCAGACUAACAGGCUCCACACACAUCUGUGACAAAAACUGUAACCAGAGAAUUCUGUAUGAUAACCAUAGCUCCCUUUGCAGAGUGAGCAGGCAGGUUUUCCCUCUAACUAUGGAUGAGGAACAGGCAGUGAAAGGUGUCCGGAGGAAGCUCGAUGCCGAGAGUUCCCCCUCUGACAGCUGCGCUUAUAAGCGCAGACGGGAUGCACAGUUCCAUCCCUCUCCUUUUGAGAGAUCAUUCUCUGUUGUUGGUCCAAUCUACAGUCAAAUUGGAGAUAGCAUGGAUAUGAGCUAGAAGAUAUAACUAAUAACAGUCCUUUUUGUCUUUUUUAAUUUCCUUUUUUCUUGCUGAACAAGUAUGAAUAAAGGAACUUGUUGUCGGACCUAAAAGGCAGAUUUGAUCAUCCUGCCUAUCUGUAGGGAGAUCUAUUAUUUUGAAUGUCAUUAAAUGGGUUGUAGCUCUUCCUAACUUCACUUUCUAUAGGAAAUUAGCAAUGCUAUAUCACUGUUAACUUUAUUAUGAAUAUUGAGUUGCCC